Molecule: messenger RNA, 2009 nt
Organism: Moneuplotes crassus
Lineage: Eukaryota; Ciliophora; Spirotrichea; Euplotida; Euplotidae
Source: the annotation of a GenBank genome assembly
UUAGGUCUGAAUAGGAACAUGGUCAUCCCAGAGUACAAGCUACGCAAGAUCUUAAGAGAAGGCAUUGAGACCAACCCAAACAAAAAUCGGAAGAGGAAGUUCAUCAAUUUGAAACUCUUUAUAAAUAAAGAUGAUAUUGCUUAUCUUGAGUUUAAUGCCUGUACGAAGCCAAAGGACACUGAGGAUAUCUGAUUUUCCUCGCGCCAGGCAUUUCCAGGGACUGUGGAGUACAAAGGAGUAAUGCCGAUUGAAUGCAUCACAUGUGAAGACUGGAUCAACCUUUGUCACAGAAACAAACUCCCUGGUGCCAUGAAUGUUAAAUAAAUUAUUCGUCUCGAUCAGAUCGUCCGUUGAGCAGAAACUUUAUAAGUUUCCCAAACAACUGGAUAUACAGAGGAGCUACGCCUCUAAAGUAGCAGCUUUUUUUGAGGAAAUGGAGAAGCUAUUUAGCACAGAACUUGUGAUUAAUGAGCUUGAAGAAGAUGAAACUAGUGACUUCGAUGAAGACCAAUACAACAAUAAUUUUAUGAAGGAUCUCAAACACAAGGAAUCCCACUACGCUUUGAAGAAUAGAGCCGUCAAGAACAACUCUAGAAAGAACUCUCCUGAAUUUGUAAACAAGUAUAAAAACAGUUAUACAAAUAAGAAAAAUAGGAUCAAUCCUUUGCAUGAUAUAGGCAGGAGCAAUCCUACUGGAAGUCGGAAAGAGUCAAAUAGAAUGGACCAUUCACCUUAUACAGAGGCUGAGAAGGCAAAGAAGUAUAUGAAGAGGCCCAAGAAUAGCAAAGAGAGUCCUAAUAUCACUGUCAUUAGGAAGGUUAGUGCUAAUAAUGCAGUGGCACAGUCCAGAGGGUCGAAGAUACCAACCACAGCGACUACUAGCCAUACUAGCUCAAUCCCUGUCUUACCUCCUGUGGUCAAGGACUCAUGGCUUAAGGAUAGACUUGGAAAGCAAAACUUGGACAACGUGAAGAAAAGAUUGCAAUCCAAUAAAUCCGAAUUUAUUGAGAUCUAUAAUGACACUGAUAAUGAAAAUAGAUCUUCAGGGGAAGCUCUCUACUAUUCAAGGAAUAAUCGCCAACAGAAUAAUAGCUCUGCAUAUGUAAACUAUAAAGCCCAGAGAUACCAAAAUAAUCAGAGAAUAGCUCCAAAGAAGAAAUUAAGAAGUGCUAACCCAAACAGCCUUAAAAUUCAUCAGAAAUUAUAUACAGAUGAACAUAAUACUUCAGUGGAGUUGGACCAGAACCAGGCAUCUGAGAAGAGGAGUGGCUUCUUUCAUAGAAGGAGGAAUAAAUUUGCUAAUUUCCAGGAAUCUAAAAUCAAUGAUAUUAUAAAGAAAAUUAGGACGAAAAAGCAAGAUAUCCAAAAUAUAGAAAAUAAGUAUUUGCAGAACACUGGAACUGCUUACUCUAAAAAUGAUCAUUAUUCUACAGAGAAGAGCACAAAUCUCAACCCUAAGAAACCUUGGAUCUCACCAACUACUUCCAAAAUUCAUCACAGACAUCACCCUCAGAAAGCUAUAAUACCUCCUAAGGUACGGAACAGUCCGUACUGAUUCAAAAAAUCAACUCCAGGCCCUAUAAAUCCCUCACAGAGCAAUUUUGCCACCAAGCCAUUUCCACCUCCCUCCAAAAAUUUCAGGUUUUCUUCUGGCAAAUAAACCUAUAAAAUCUAAAAAGAUGAAAAAGAUCAGUUCUAAACGCUUCCUUAACUCCUGGGAGAACGAAGAUAUGCUCAGCGAGGAGGACAUUAAAGAAGAGUUUGCAAUUAAUGAAAAUUUAGAGGAUGAUCCUUCACCAAGAGAAGGAUCAGCUGCCAUGCGUCUGAUCGACAGCCUCUCGAAGUUUGAAGAAUAUGAAAACUACGAUUCGAUUGAUGAGGAGCCUGAUGACGAUAGUAGCAGAGACCUUGGGAAAGUUGAGAUUAUUAGAAAAGCACAGAAUAGCAGGCUAGCAUUUCAAAAUCGACCAUACUCACCUCCAUUUAGCCAGUUUUCGAAUAAAAGUUAG